This is a messenger RNA of Cutaneotrichosporon oleaginosum, 3670 nucleotides long. RefSeq lists its product as uncharacterized. Lineage: Eukaryota; Fungi; Basidiomycota; Tremellomycetes; Trichosporonales; Trichosporonaceae. The record is from RefSeq and is a predicted model, not a curated record. Gene Ontology annotation, molecular function: RNA polymerase I general transcription initiation factor activity; rDNA binding. Gene Ontology annotation, cellular component: RNA polymerase I upstream activating factor complex. Gene Ontology annotation, biological process: transcription initiation at RNA polymerase I promoter; nucleolar large rRNA transcription by RNA polymerase I.
CACCGAUUAAACAUCUCAUCGCACUCCGCAGAUCGCCGCGCCUGCUAACAUGUCGGCUGAUGGGGCUUUGCGGAGAGGCCCAGUGACCCCGCGAGUAGCUUACAAUCCGUUUGCUGAGAACGCCGAAGCCGGUCCCUCGCGCCCCAGGCGAAUCCAAAAUAUAUACUCCCCCUCGAAGAGCGUGGAGCUGGCCAACAACGGGGAUGAGCUGUUGGAUCACAAAAGUGCUACCUCCGAGGCCUCGGAUGCCUAUGACGUUGACGUCAAUCUGAGCGACGAGGAUGACUCGCACGCCGGCCAUGACUAUGGGGCGUCUUCUCGCUCACAUCGGUUGUCUGAUGAGCACGCAUCACGCGGCAACGGAUCAACACCGCCGAACCACGAUGCGGGCACCCCAGGCAAUGUGGCCGGCUCUCCACCGAAAAAGCAGGAUAAGAAGCGACGGCGCCGGCGUACGCGUCCCCCUAAACCUCUCGAGUGGAAGGAAGCCAGGCAUAUUCCAGGAAUGAAGUGGUACGAAGCGGAGUUCGCAUCUCAUGUACGGCAGGUUAAGCGCCACUUCCUCACCGUGACGGACGAGCGACGUACUGUGCCAACUUGGAGGCCAUCGACCUACCAUCCUCACGGGACGCUCUGGACACCGGAGGAGAAAGGGUUGUUCUUCGCUUCACUUCCGCGACACUCGGGCCUGCGACCAGAUCUCAUUGCACGCGACAUCGGGUCCAAGACCGAGACUGAAGUUGCGCAGCUCAUCGAAUGCCUCGCAGCCUGCGCAGAGGCUCGAAGCAUGAGGACAAGGCUCUCUGAAGAGUCCAAGGAAUGGCGAUUUCAUCUGCUUGGCUCAGGAGCAUACGAAGCUCCGACUGAUAUCGUGGAGAGGGAGGAUCAUCUUGCCUGGCCUCUUGAGUUGCUCGAGCUGCGCGAGGAAGAGAUGAAGAGGGAGGAUCUCCCUCUUCUCGAUGUGCGUUCCCCCGGUCAAGUCACGCAUGAUAUGCGUGUUGCCGUUGAGAAGUGGGGCGAAGACUUUACGCCUGACAAGAUGGGGCUCACAGCGGAGCUACUGUGGCAUACCUCAAACCAUAAUGAAGAGCUUCAACCGUUAGAGGGCAACACGGAGUUGAGCGCGAUUGAGAGGGACGACAAAGUGAUCGAGCUUAUCAGCGCCAUCCCCCGCCGCGACCGCACGCCUGCACAGCGGGAGACGUAUGCUCUUAUGACAAAUCGUCGUCAUAUGCGCCAGAAGUACCGUCGCAAGCGUCUGCAUGCGCAGGGGUGGACCGACGAGCAGAUCGAUGCCUGCGGUGGGCCGGACGUCGCUUUCACCGAUAGGGGCCCUCGUGGCGCCAGGCGUAAAUACAAGGACGUCAAGAUAGAGGAUGGUGACCCCGCUCUCGCCGAGGCGCAGGAGAUGGGCCUGCAUAUAUACCUCGAAGAGCGAGGCUGGGAGGUAUUUGAGUUUGACCGCAUGCGGGAGAUCAUUGAGCUGUACCAAGAAGCGCAUGGUGUCGCGCCCGCAUCACACACCGAAGGAGCCUCUGUCACCACUCUUGCCCGCAAUACAUCGUUCGCCGUCCUCCAACCCCUCUACAAUAUCUUGAGGGAGUAUGUGCGCGAGUUGAUCAAGCACUCGUACAUUAUUGCAACGGCUGCCAACCCCAACAACAUGCAGAUCGAGAAGUGGCACAUCGAGGCGAUUCUGGAGCCGUUAGGCAAGCCGCGAAAGCAACUCCGUGACGUCGUGUCGCGAUUGCAGCGCGUGUCGCAGAUGGCGCGCGACAGGGAGGCAGCCGUUAAUCUGGCGGUGGAUCCCCCGUCUUUGCAAGACUCCGAAGAUGACGAACCUGAUGUGAUACCCGCCUUCAACAACGACGUCCCGUCUCGGAAGCGCCGGUGCAUUGACACCGCCGAGCUCGGCAUCACCCCCGCCCCGCCGUUGGUCGUUGACCCCCCAGUCGACUCUGACAUUUGGAUGCCGACUCAGACAGUGACUGACGAAGAGGACUCAGAGCUCGACGAGCUCCUUAGUGCCGCCGACACAGCACUUGACGAAGUCAUGGCCUGUCAGCUGCGCAGCGCCGUUUCGUCUAACACUGUCAUGCGUCUAAACGAUCGUGCUUGGCUUGAUACGCCCUACGGCCGCCCAAUUGGAUGGCUGAAAGCUCGUGGCCUGGGUUCCGUGCCCGAAGCAGUCCAGAACAAACUUACGGAGGCGCAGAAUGCGUACCGUGAACGCAAGGCGGAGGUCUGGAAGGCCCGACGUAAGCGGCACCAGAUGACGGCCCGCAGCAUCUACUACCCGCGUUCGCAGGCGGAGGCAGCCGCCGCCAGGCAACGUGGCCGGGGUGCUGUCCCGCUGCACGUUCUGGCCGACGAUUGGAUUGACGACAAUGAUCAUGGCGAGGAGCAGGACGCGGAAGAUGACGAGAGCCCUGACGACGAAACGUAUCGGUCCCGCAGUCGCCGCGUAUCGAGCCGGACACCGCGGCGGAAGCGGAGGAGGGGAGCCGACUCGUCUGAGUCGGAGCUGGUCGACAUGGAGGAUUCCCGCAGCCGACGGAAGACCAGGACGCCAAGCCACCAAAAACGGCGCAGGCGCGCUGAUUCCAGCGAAAACGAAGAGUGGGAGGCCUCUGGUGACUCAUCCGCACCCAUGAGCACCGAUGAGGACGCUCCCGCGAGGGCGUCAGGCAGACCCAUGAUCGACCUCUCCGACGACAGCGAGGUAGAGUUGGAGUCUAGAAACGCUGAGGGAGGGAAGGAGCAUCCGGCCGAAGAGGACGGACUGGACGACAACGACAAGGAGGAGGAAGACGCGGAGGAAGGGGAGAUGGUAAAGACCGAGAGGAUGGAGGUCUACGACGAACUGCCCUUUGAGGUGCUCGGGGGCGACGAUGCGCUGGCCUCUGAUGACGAGGCGCACGAGGCUCCCAUUCACAUCGACGUCGAGGACGAGCUGGUGGGCGGCGAUGACGCUCUUGACUCGGACGAUGAGUCGGGCAUCUACCGCAGAAACCAGACCACGGAUGACAACGCCGACGAGAAGGGAGGUGAGAGCGAUGGUGACAACAAGAGCGAGCAGAACGCCCCCGACCACAAGCUUGAUGAGGUCGAAUCAGCUCACGAGAUGGCUGCCGCGGACAAUGACCAGGCCGAGGACAACGAGAAGGCAGACACGAUGGUAGAUGCAGAUUCCAACUCGUCCGUCCAGCUCAUUGGCGGCGACGACGCAAUCGACUCAGACAGUGACGACCAUUACAGCCCAAUACCCAACGGCCUCGCACCAUCCACUGUAUCGCCGAAGUCAACCGAGCAGUUGCACAGCAGUUCAUCGCCGCAGCGGUCCUCAAACCACAUCGAAGUAGCGCCGCGCAGUUCAAGCGUCACUCAUGUCAUCGCGAAGCCGGGCGUCCACGACCUCGGUCACGACUCGAAUCUGGACGACCACAUCACGGGUGCAGACCCACGCUCCCGGCCUACGCAAGAUCUUAGUUCCUCCAAAUUAGAGAGGAGCGGGUCUGUUGGGUUGGACAAUGUCUGGGCCCGUGGGGACGAUAUUGCCUCUGAAGGGUGGCUGCUCGGCGGAGACGACGCGCUUGAUAGCGACCACGACUAGUGACUCCUCCAUGUAUGCAUGUUCGGGUAGCCCAAGGGCCCUCAGACCUACUCUGCA